Molecule: messenger RNA, 1341 nt
Organism: Neoarthrinium moseri
Lineage: Eukaryota; Fungi; Ascomycota; Sordariomycetes; Amphisphaeriales; Apiosporaceae
Exons: 1
Coding region: 1-1341 (446 amino acids)
Biological process (GO): regulation of DNA-templated transcription
Cellular component (GO): nucleus; Rpd3L-Expanded complex; Rpd3L complex
Source: RefSeq, a predicted model, not a curated record
AUGCCUAGAGACGACCUCUCCAUCGACUUUGUCCACAAAAUGGCCCCCUCGGUGGAGGCCCAAGACCCAGGCCUCAUACUCGAGGACUGGAUUCACCGGACGUCGAAUCUCCACGAGGAGAUCCGCUUCCUCCAAGACGAAAUACACGACAAGGACCGCGCCUACAACGACUGCGUCAAGAGCAUCGAGGAGAGUGACGGCAAGAUACAGCGGUGGAUACGCGCAAACACCAGCGCCCAGCCGAACCCGAGGGAGGAAUUGUUGCGCGGCAUGAUCCGCGAGAACUACACAAAGGCGGAUCAGCUGGCGACCGAGAAGAUGCUUCUAUCGUCGAAACUAAAUAUGCUGCUGGAUAAGCACCUUCGCCACCUGGACACGCAGGUCAAGUUGCUGUGCGACCGCGGCGAGCCGGGCUUCACGGAGCCUGACGAGAUCCCGUCUGUGAUACGGCCGAGUGCUGCCAACCACAGCAUCCCUAGCACCAGGUACCCAUCAGCAGCAACAGCUCACCCCCUGAGCGCUAUAACGAGUAACGCGACACCUGGUGCCCGGCUACCUCAGAUCCGGACGAGCCUGGCACAUGCGACCACCUCGAGCUCGGCGCCCGCCACACCCGCCGCAAGCAUUAUUCUGCACCGAAAAGACCGCGAGAGCUCGGCAGGCCCGGGAAGCGGUGUCCCUAAGAGGGGACCGCGCGUCAACAGUGGUCUCAGCAAUGCGCCCGCGGCAUCGAGCGGUCUCGCGCGCCACUCAUCCAUCGGCCCCGGCACGCCAAAGGCAGGAACACCGGGGUCCACGGCAAGAGCGGGAAGCACGGGGCCCAAGGCUCUGACAAAAUCGGCCGGCGUGCGGAAAAGCACCCCGAGCGGCGGUGCAGCGGGACGUAAGAAGCCCCCGAACGCCAAAUCGGGCCUGAACCGCGUCAAGCAGGCGGGGCGGUCCAAGGGCUCGCCCACAUCGACGGCCGACAGCGAACUUUCCGACGCCGAGUCGGCACCUAGCUCUCGGGCGGGUUCUCGCGCAGGCAGCGGCACACCGGCGCCGUCCGCGGCGACGAGCCACCUCCCGCACAAGCGGGCGCCCAAGCACCGCCCUCACACCGAGGACGGCGACGACGACAUGGCGGACAGCGACGCGGACGCCAGCGGGUCCGAGGAGGAGGACGAGGAGGGCAAGAAGUACUGUCUGUGCCAGCACGUGUCGUACGGCGACAUGGUGGCCUGUGACAACAAGGACUGCCCGUACGAGUGGUUCCACUGGGACUGCGUCGGUCUCAAGAAGGAGCCCGAGGGCCGCUGGUUCUGUCCAGAGUGCACCGAGCAGCGCAAGAAGAGCAAGUAG